UCAACGAGCAUCGAAAGACUAGAGUUUUAUCCUUUUUUUUUUAAAUAGACAAAGACUUUCAGAGUUCAAAAACUGGCAACUGAACUCUUGACUUUUAACUGGAUUUUGCAUUUUAACUGGUGUGUAUCAAGUUGAAUAACUGCAUUGCCAAAAGAUAUAAAAUCGAAAGCACAACGUGAUGGCUUUUGAAAAGGAAAAGCAACGGUUGUUGCAGACAUCUCGUCGUAGUGGCUACUCAUCAAUUCGAGGCGAUUCCCGACCACAGAAACAAGCGAGCAACGGCAAAGAUGAUUUUGCUGUUGCUUUUACAACAACUCAACCAGCUACUUAUUCGUGGGAAAAUAUUGAAAUCUAUUUGGAAACAAGUCAAGGCAAUUGUUUCAAACGAUCACCACCAGUUCAAAAACGAAUUCUCGAUAAUGUCACUGGAUGUGUCCGUCCUGGAGAAUUUCUGGCCAUCAUGGGAGCAAGUGGAGCUGGAAAAACGACUCUUCUAAAUUGCCUAACAUUCAGAAACACUGGCAAACUCAAAAUACUCGGCCAACGAUUCCUCAACGGAGAAACUGUUAACACGGACACAUUGGCCCGAAUUUCCGGCUACGUCCAGCAAGACGACCUAUUCGUCCCUACGCUUACAGUCAAAGAGCAUCUACAAUUUCAGGCUCUUCUAAGGAUGGAUAAAUAUUUAACGUACAGCGAAAGGAUGACUCGCGUUGGACAGGUAAUUCAUGAGCUAGGACUCACUAAAUGUGAAAACACUGUUAUUGGCAAUCCGGAAAGAGGAAUCAAAGGCAUCUCGGGAGGCGAGAGGAAACGAUUGGCUUUCGCCUCAGAGGUUUUGACUAAUCCUUCAUUGAUGUUUUGUGAUGAACCCACCUCAGGAUUAGAUUCUUACAUGGCACAGAACAUUGUUCAGGUGUUGAAAAACAUCGCAUCGACGGGCAAGACAGUUGUCUGCACGAUUCAUCAACCAUCAUCUGAGGUCUUUGCUCUUUUCGAUCGAAUCCUUUUAAUGGCCGAAGGUAGGACUGCCUUUCUCGGUCCAGUCAGUGACGCUCUUUCUUUUUUCUCAUCCCAAGGAUUGCCCUGCCCACCCAAUUACAACCCAGCUGAUUAUUACAUCCAUACGCUGGCCACAGUGCCCGGCCAGGAAAUAGAAUCGAGAAAAAAGAGCAAAGAGAUCUGUGAUGCUUACGAAUCAUCACAGUCUGGGCAGCAAAUUUUAGAAAUUGUUAAAGCCAAUCGUUCUCUUAAAUUAUCGGAAAGUCAAGAAUUUCAUCUGGAUGAAGUGAAUGUUAGAAAAUCCCCAUACAAGGCCUCAUGGGUCGCUCAAUUCCGCGCGGUGUUUUGGCGAUCCCUCAUUUCCGUCCUCCGCGAGCCAGCAGUUUUAAGAGUCAAAGCUUUCCAAACAAUUUUUAUAUCAAUACUCAUCGCUCUGAUCUACCAAGGACAAACACUUCAAUACGACAAUGUGCGCAACAUCCAGGGAGCCCUUUUCAUUUUCUUGACAAACAUGACAUUUCAAAAUGUCUUCGGAGUUGUUAACGUAAUUACAAGUGAACUGCCGAUAUUUUUACGAGAACAUUUCAAUGGAAUGUACCGAACGGAUAUUUACUUUCUGUGCAAAACCCUCGCUGAUUUGCCUGUCUACGUUGUUUUCCCGUUCAUUUUCGUCACCAUUCCGUACUACGCCAUAGGAUUAAAUCCGGAAGCUGAAAGAUUUUUUAUCGCUUGCGGCAUUGUCAUCCUCGUUGCUAACGUAGCAACAUCAUUCGGCUACAUGAUUUCAUGCCUAGCUGGCUCAACACAAGUCGCACUUGCGAUGGCUGCCCCCCUUAUUAUUCCUUUGCUGCUAUUCGGUGGUUUUUUCCUGCAAAACGGAGCAGUGCCUAUCUAUUUUGACUGGAUGCGAUACAUCUCUUGGUUCAUGUACGGCAACGAAGCGCUUUCUAUCAAUCAGUGGGUCGGCGUCCGCUUCAACGACACAGUCUGUCCUAACGGCGUUUGCACAGGAGAACAAAUAUUGAAAAAUUUCGAUUUUGAUCCGAAUUUAUUCUAUCGUGACAUUGGAGGUCUAUGCGGAUUGAUUGUCGGUUUCCGCUUUUUAGCAUUUUUCGCAUUGCUGAGCAAAACUUACCGCAAAAAUUAAAUUUUUAUUUCCUUUUUUUUAUCGAGUGCAAAUUUACUUCGAGUCAAUUAUCUCCCUUUUUAAUAAUGACGAACCCACCCAGCCUCCUCAUUAUUUAA
Messenger RNA from Daphnia carinata, 2247 nucleotides. RefSeq names its product protein white-like. The record is from RefSeq and is a predicted model, not a curated record. Gene Ontology annotation, molecular function: ATP binding; ATP hydrolysis activity; ABC-type transporter activity. Lineage: Eukaryota; Metazoa; Arthropoda; Branchiopoda; Diplostraca; Daphniidae. Bases 179 to 2149 code for a protein of 656 amino acids. Gene Ontology annotation, cellular component: plasma membrane. The transcript has 10 exons. Gene Ontology annotation, biological process: transmembrane transport.